AUGUACCAAAACAGUCGAACUGCUUCAAAUAAACUGAAAAACAGAUUUGGAAAUAUCCUGCCAAGUACGAUUAUAGUCUUAAUUAAAUAAUCCAAAAAGAACCACCAGCAAUGUUUAGAUGCGUGCAUCGCUCAAAAACAAUUUUUCAAUGUUGUGACAAGAUUUAACAAAAGCUGGAAAAGUAAAUCAAAUUUGUUUAAAAAUAUUGCAGCGAGUUCUUUUUUUUUUUAAUGUGUUUUAAUUUCGCAUAAUGUAUUUUCAAAUAGAGGAACUAUACAGACCUGUACUUAUGUGUGACUCCAAAGACAUGGGGGGCUACUUUAACGCUGUAUUAACACCGGUAAAUAAUACUUAUUUGUUCAAUGUUAUGUAAGUAGAUCAGAAAAUUACACAACAAACAUGUGCAUAAUAGUUAAACGAAUAUUCUCUUUUCGAUCUUUAUUUUGCCAUUAGCUUACUCGGUAGCUCUGACUGAAUUUCAUUUAUGCAUUAAUUUACUUCCAAAUUUAGCAUUAAAACAUAACAAUUUUGAUUCCCCGAAGCUCUGUGUAUAUAAAAAAUUACUUUUUCCAUGGCCUUUAUUGUACAUGUUUGAAUAAUAUUUCCUUUUUUUUUCAGAGUUUCAGAAAAAGGAAUCAAGAUAUCAUCACCCAACUUCCACUCCCAACAACAGUGGUGGACUUCUGGCGUCUCAUUACUCAAAUGAAAGUUUCCCUGGUUUUUGCAUUUGAGGAGCAUUUACAAGCCACGGAUUCAGUAAUUUGUUUCUUAAAAUACUAUUCAUUUAAUGUUCAUUGCGUAUACCCUUUGUCUUCAGUUUGUCUAAUGAUCUGUUUCAUUUCAAUUGUAGAUAUCCAUUAAAAGUUUAAUUGUAUGAUAUGAUGUCUUAUUCUACUAAAUUAUAGAAAUGUAACAAAUUCUGUCAAAUGUAUCAAUGAUACUCGUCUAGCAUUUUUUAUGACAAAAGUUCUUUAAGUGGUCUCAAAUAGGGCCUAUCACAAUAAGAUAUGAAUGCUGCUAAUUAUAUCCUGAUUUUUCUAUGGAAAUUCAGACAAUAGGUAAAUAUUUGCCAGCCAGUGAAACAGAAAAAUCCAGCUUCCCUCCGUUUCAAGUUAGUAUGGGAACAUGGCAUCAAGGAUCUCACUGGGAAGAGAGAAACUUAUUUGUAACCGGAACAAAUG
This is a messenger RNA of Lymnaea stagnalis (great pond snail), 1181 nucleotides long. The record is from the annotation of a GenBank genome assembly. Lineage: Eukaryota; Metazoa; Mollusca; Gastropoda; Lymnaeidae.